Molecule: messenger RNA, 825 nt
Organism: Hydatigera taeniaeformis
Lineage: Eukaryota; Metazoa; Platyhelminthes; Cestoda; Cyclophyllidea; Taeniidae
Source: the annotation of a GenBank genome assembly
CAACACUACCAAUACCUCGUGGGCAAUACUAACAAAUUCGCCCAACACGAGAAGAAGUUGCGACUUGUUAGCGUCCAGUUCGAGAAGAUUAAAAAGAGACUUUCCAACUGUGCUCUCAGUGUCUCCGCCCACAGGGAAGUCAUUAAUAUGCUGCGAACUCUUGAAAGCGAGAAUCAGUGGAUGACGCAGAAACAAAUUCAGUUAAGUUGUGACAUGACCAUGGCUUCCUUGUUGGAGGUUCGAAAAUUGCUCAUCAGACAUCAGAAUCUCACCAAUGAGGUGGGACAUCGAAAAGCCAGAAAUCUGCCACUUAUAAAGCCAACCGAUGAGAAAACCUCCUGUGCGGUGGUCUUAGCAACGCAUCAGCAUCUCAAAAAGGAUCUCUUUGUCAAGAUUAGCAAAUUGGUGUUUCAACAGGCCGUGGUGGAUCGUGAAAUUGGUGUGCGUUGUGCCCUCCUCCAUCACUGGCAAGCUUACUUUGUUCAACAAAUGGAUCUGUUGGAACUCUACAAUUGGCUAACUGAGACAGAGUCCACGGUUAUGAUUGAGUGUCAUGCAGCUCGAGGACUUGCUUCAGCCCACGCCGCCAUCAAGCAGCACUUGGCAGUUGAAUUUGUAGUCUCCGAAUUUCAGGCGCCAAGACUACGACAAUUGAUAAUAACUUUUGAAUGCCUUCAAACCUCACUCUUUAUGAUUGCAGGAAUGACAGGCUACGAAUGUUUUUAUGAUAAUGUGGAGGUUAAGCGGUUUGGGAGCCCCUUUGAAACCAUUCAAAUGCGGUGUUGCCUUCCAGAACAAGAGACUAGCUUGGUAGUCAAUGUAUGA